AACAAUGUUAUUAUCAGACUAAAGUCACAUAAACGUCUUGAUCUGAACUCUGAAUCCAUUUGUUUGUUAUCAGAUCAAGUUGGAUCCAUUUCUUGUCCUUUUGGCUGGACUCUGAUCWACAAUCGCUGCUUUCAAUAUGUUGCCAAUGAGAUGACUUGGGCUGCAGCUGAGAGAAACUGUCUGGYCUUGGGGGCAAACCUUGCAUCAGUUCACAACUUGAACGAGUACAAACAGAUCCAGACUCUGAUAUUUACAGCAAGUCGUGAUUCCCAAGUAACAUGGAUUGGAGGCUCUGAUGCAGAGGAGGAUGGUAUUUGGUUGUGGAGCGAUGGAAAUCAAUUUAGCUACACAAAUUGGUGUCCAGAACAGCCUGAUAACUGGAGAGGCAGACAGAGCUGUUUAAAGAUAAACUUUUCAGAUGGAAAGUGCUGGGAUGACAUGUSGUGUGAUCACCRUCAGCCUUCUGUCUGCGUCAAGAAAMCCUGACCACACUGAGGUUCCCAAAGAGGCCUGAUGUGUAAAACAGAACCAGUGGAGGAUGAAUGCUAGGAGUUUCUGUUUACCUGCCUUUUUUCACCUUCAUAGAAAACCCAAAAUAUAUUUCUGCUUCUUUUCUUCAUAAAAUUUCUGUCUUUUAUGCAACCAAAGGAAUGAAGCGACAAGCAAACAGCAGCUGGAUUGUCUCUCUGUAAUAAGAUCAACAGAAUGAGUUAUAGGAAAGAAUCAUCUUAGCAAAAGUUUCUUCUGUUCUUUGGUUUAGCAAGAAUAAAACUUUGAGGAAUCAAAACGAGA
This is a messenger RNA of Poecilia reticulata (guppy), 792 nucleotides long. The record is from RefSeq and is a predicted model, not a curated record. Lineage: Eukaryota; Metazoa; Chordata; Actinopteri; Cyprinodontiformes; Poeciliidae.